GUCAAUAAUAGCCAAUCGCAUGAUGUGGUCAGGAGUUUAAAGGAGUGUGUGUUUCGAGGUCUGUUUUCUGAGCAGGACAUGAUGGAUCGAGCAGCUCUCAGACUGAUUCUCUUGAGUGUCUUUCUCAUCUCAGCCAGUUCACAACCUGUUAAGAAGAAACAAGAUGUGGAUAUAUACAGCUUCUACAUUAACUCCACGGUCACCAGUCGCUACGCCACAACGGUCAUCACAAGCCGUGUGGCGAACACACUGAAUGAAUCUCAAGAGAUCCAGUUUGAGGUCAAGAUACCCAAGACUGCCUUCAUCAGCAAAUUCAGAAUGACCAUAGAGGGGAAGACAUAUGAUGGUGUUGUGAAGGAAAAACAGGAAGCUCAGCAGCAGUACAGUGAAGCAGUAUCUCGAGGACAAAGUGCUGGACUGAUCAAAUCUGUUGGAAGGACUUUAGAAGACUUUAAAACUUCAGUGACGGUGGCUGCUUUUAGUAAAGUGACCUUUGAGUUGACCUACGAAGAACUGCUAAAGCGCCGCCUCGGCAAAUAUGAGUUACUCAUCAAUGCCCAACCGAUGCAGCCGGUGGCAGAUUUCAAGAUGGAUGUACACAUCCAAGAGAAACCAGGAAUUUCCUUCUUGGAGGUGAAAGGAGAUCUGAGCACCGGUGAUCUGGCCAAUGCCAUCAAAACCACCAGAGCAGACAAAGACGCAUGGGUGACCUUCUACCCCACUCGAGAUCAACAGACCAAGUGUAAAAGCUGUGGAGAAAAUGGGCUGAAUGGUGACCUGCUCAUAACAUACGAUGUUGAGAGACGAAAUCCUAAAGGAGAAGUCAUGGUAUCAAAUGGCUAUUUUGUCCACUACUUUGCACCCUCUGAUGUUCCACGUAUUCCCAAAAAUGUGGUGUUUAUCAUUGACCGGAGCAGUUCGAUGCACGGCAGAAAAAUAGAUCAGACUCGUUUGGCACUGCUAAGGAUUUUAAGUGAUCUUGAUGAGGAUGACCACUUUGGAUUGAUCACCUUCGAUCAUUCAGUUGAUACAUGGAAGCGUGAACUCCUGAAAGCUACAAAGCAAAAUCUGGAGAAUGCAAAAUCUUUUGUGAAGGAGAUCAGAGAUAGAGGAGCCACAGACAUAAACGCUGCAGUUCUAGCAGGAGUGGACAUGAUCAAUCGACAUCCACGAGAGGGAACCGCCUCCAUCCUGAUCCUGCUGACUGAUGGAGAUCCCACUUCAGGUGAAAUUAACAUAGAGAGGAUAAUGGCCAAUGUGAAAAAGGCCAUUGGGCUGAAGUUUCCCCUGUAUUGUCUUGGUUUUGGACAUGAUGUUAACUUUGACUUCCUGACAAAGAUGUCACUGGAAAAUGGUGGAGUCGCUCGCAGGAUUUAUGAAGAUUCGGACGCUGAUCUACAGCUGCAGGGCUUCUAUGAUGAAGUUGCCGUCCCUCUCCUCACUGAUAUUCAACUUCAAUACACAGGAGGGACAAACCUUACCAAGACCAGCUUUAACCUGUACUUCAACGGCUCUGAGAUUGUGGUUUCAGGACAAAUCACAGACAACAGUGUGGAGAGUUUCAGCACUGAAGUCAUUGCAGUAUCAAAAGGCAAUAAUGUGACGUAUCAGGACACUGUAAUGAUAAAAGACCCCAGUGAUGUCCCACCUGAGAAUGAAGAUUUCAUGCAGAGACUGUGGGCCUACCUUACAGUGAAGCAACUUCUGGAAAGGCAGGUGCUUCUUAAAGGACAAGAGAAAGAGGAUGAAGAGAAAGAAGCUCUCAAACUCUCUCUGAAAUACCAGUUUGUCACCCCCCUCACCUCUAUGGUCGUCACUAAGCCACAGAAGGAUGAAGUGGAAGUUGCUGACAAACCCAAAGAGGGAGGAGAGGAUCCCAGACCUCCAGUACCAGGAAUUACUAAGUACCAUUUAAGUCCCGGUCUGCCCGGUCCGCCUGGUCAGCCUAGUCUAAGCGGUGCUCGACGCGGUCUGGGUGGUCCACCUGCUGCUCAUCCAGGGAGACGUCGAUUUGGUGGCAUGCUGAAGUCCUCAUUUCAUCAAAUGCCCAUGAUUCCAUGGGAGAGUGAAGAAAGUGUUCUCCCUACUAUGUACUACUCAGUUCCAACAGUUCGUAGCAAUCGGUUCCUGCUGUCUGCUGCUGGUCAGUCUAAGCCUCUUUGUUUUGAUGUUCCUCUUCCUCACAAACUCAAACUACUACAGGAUUCUGCUUCAGAGUUCUCUAUGAAUGGAGAAUCCAUGACUAGACAAAAUGGAUUCAUUAAAAUUGUCUUUCAUUACAAAACAAACCAUCGCCUGACAAUAAACACAAGGUCUAUCAGAUACCACGAUGGCCAGAAUGAUGUUGAGUUUUUGUGGGGCCAGGAACCCACUCAACACAGUACAGAGGGCGUGUCUCUGAUUCUACGGAGCAAUGAAAUGGACGUUACAAUGGGACACAUACGCGUUGUUAUUCUUCUUCACAAGAAAAGUGGUGACGUGUUUCUGUGGCCUGCCGUUCGACAACAGCCAAAAGAUGUCAGUUUGAUGGGUAUUUUAGGAAAAGCUGAGGCUUCAUAUGAGGAGAUUCAAGGAUCUCAAACACCAACUCUAAAGAUAAUGGACCAGGAAGUGAAGGCGAGCUGGGAGGAUGUCACAGACUACACACUUCCUUCAACUCCAGUUAUCAGAUGUUUGCUUGUCCCGUUCCAGGCUGUGAUGCAGGGAGACAUUUCUGAUUUCACUGUCACUCAGCUGUAGAAAGUCAUUUGAUGGAAAAUAUACAUUUUCAUGAAUUCAUCAACAUAAAUAUGUGUUAGAAUAUGAACCAUAAUAUGCUUUUUUGGGAUAAACAUUUCUUUCCAUUAAACACUGUCUCAAGUCAA
This is a messenger RNA of Megalobrama amblycephala (Wuchang bream), 2864 nucleotides long. Its product is annotated as inter-alpha-trypsin inhibitor heavy chain H3-like. The coding region runs from base 79 to 2739 and encodes 886 amino acids. The transcript is spliced from 21 exons. The record is from RefSeq and is a predicted model, not a curated record. Lineage: Eukaryota; Metazoa; Chordata; Actinopteri; Cypriniformes; Xenocyprididae.